GUUAUCGCAUUGUCAAAUGCAAAUAGUCUCUCUUCUUCUUGACUUAUAAAAGCGCGUCUCGCAAUGCAACAUUUCUCCAAAACGACGGAGAAACUGGAGAAUACGAAUGAGAUAUAGUGUUCAGUUAUCCAAUCGUAGCAGGAAUAUUAUGGAAUUGAAUAACGCUGAGUGAAUAAAUAAUAUCGAAGUGGGUGUCCCAAGAUAUUGCGGAUUUCAUAAUCUCAUUCCAUGAUUAAAUCUCGAAUCGAGGAGAGAGCAGGAGAAUACGUGUACUAUUCCAUUGCCUGUCUUAUUGCAAAAUUUAAUAUUGUGUAAAAUACUUUGUGAAGAUUUUGUUUAAACAUAAAGAAUUCUAAACAUUGAUGUGUAAUCGAGUGUCAAAGGUGCUGAUAAUAAACUGCGGUGUCACUGAAACAUUGCUGUUUCACCACGCAGAAUCUCUCGAAGUGGCGAACGGUAUGUACCAAAGGCGUGCAUUUUCUAAUUGUAAGUAUUGGAAGUAUUAUAUAGCGUCGCUUUUACCGAAUUGAAUAAAAGAACGAUAAUUUGUGGAUUCGUUUAAUCCAUCACCUUUGGAUGAUUUAUAUUGUUUACAGAUUACGAGAAUGGAUUUCAUCUCUUUGGCGCUGUACGCUCUUUGCAUUGUUCUGAUUUUCACAAUUCUGCCGAUAGUGUAUCAUCAAUAUGUUAUUCGACAGAAACUUAAGAAAAUUCCCCAAACCGGCGGAUACCCUUUCAUCGGCAUAAUAUAUGAAUUAAUGAAUCUGUCAGAUUACGAACGCAUGAAAUGGUUUCUGAGGGCUAUGAACAAUCAUAAAGAAGGAAUAUUUGUACAAUGGGUUGGAAGCAAGCCUUUUAUUGUCGUGUAUAAGCCAGAAUAUUUAGAGCCUAUUUUUCCUAGUACUGUAAAUAUUACAAAAGGAGACCCUUAUAAUCUCUUGAGACCUUGGUUGGGCAACGGACUUCUGACCUCUACAGGUAAACAGUGGUUCCACGACAGGAAACUUAUCGGGCCAACGUUCCAUUUCAGCAUAUUGGAUCAAUUUGCUGUGGUUUUAUCCGAAAAAGCGGAGCUCCUAACAGAGUGUCUUGAAAGAGAGAUAGAAACGGAUUUAGGGAAAGCCGUUGAUAUUUUCCCUUUUGUUGUCAAUGCUGCUCUUGAUAUUAUUUGUGAAACGGCAAUGGGGGUAAAUAUACGUGCUCAAGAAACCGUGACGAAAUAUACUUCAACAGUACAUACAGCCUCGAGAUUAAUAAUGGAUCGAAUACUUCGGCCGUGGUAUUGGAUUGAUUCGUUGUACUAUUCACUGCCUGCAGGAAAGGAAUAUCAAUCAACGCUUAAUACAUUACACGGAUUCACUAAAGAAGUGAUAAGUAAAAAAAAAGCCGAACGACAAUCACAAAGCUACACAGAACUCCAAAAUGAAGACGAUGAAUUUAACAUAGGUAAGAGGCAGAGGAAAGCGUUCCUGGAUCUAUUAUUAGAACAGAAUGCGAAAGACGACACUCCCUUGACUGAUGAUGAGUUGAGAGCUCAAGUCGACACGUUCAUGUUUGAGGGACACGACACAACUGCGGUUGCGAUAACUUGGGCACUGUUUCUUUUGGGCAAUAAUCUCGAGCAUCAAGAAAAAGUUCAUGAAGAACUCGAGGAGGUUUUCAGAGAUUCGGACGCGCCAGCCAGUGUUAAGGAGUUGUCGCAAUUGAAGUAUCUCGACAGAGUCAUAAAGGAGACACUGCGAAUAUUUCCAAGUGUACCUUUAAUCUCGAGGGAAUUAACCGAAGAAGUAAAAUUAGAUAAUUAUACAAUUCCGAAAGGUGUCAAUGUCACGCUGGCAAUUCAAUUAAUCCAUCGAAAUCCGCAGGUUUGGCCGGAUCCAACCAAGUUCGAUCCGGAUCGCUUUCUUCCAGAAAACUCAAAGAACAGGAACCCGUAUGCCUACGUUCCGUUCAGCGCUGGACCGAGAAACUGCAUAGGCCAAAGAUUCGCUCUACUUGAAGAAAAAAUCGUAUUGACUGCUAUUCUGAGAAAGUGGAGGGUGAGAAGCGCGAAAACAUUUGAAGCAAUUAAGUACGGCGGCUCUCUCAUUUUGAGACCAAGCGAGGGAGUAUACAUGUACCUCACUCCAAAGAAAUGAACAGUUUCCUAAAAAAUAUAAUAUAUAUGGACUUAUUUAUAAUGCAACCUUAAUAAUCAAUUACAAAAUUAUUAUUGUUGAGAAUGGACUGUCCCGCCGUAAUCCUCUUACUAAUUGCUUUUUACUUUCAUAUACAGAUGGCACACAUCUCACUGUUGUCUUUUGGUUAUGUUAGUCUCGCUUCUACUACUGUGCGUACUGGCUUGUAUGUGUGCCACACGUUUUUCUGUAACUCUUGCCUUUUUCUAUUAAAUCUUCAAGUAUUUUUCACUUA
Messenger RNA from Vollenhovia emeryi, 2412 nucleotides. Its product is annotated as cytochrome P450 4C1-like. The coding region runs from base 606 to 2138 and encodes 510 amino acids. Lineage: Eukaryota; Metazoa; Arthropoda; Insecta; Hymenoptera; Formicidae. Gene Ontology annotation, molecular function: iron ion binding; oxidoreductase activity, acting on paired donors, with incorporation or reduction of molecular oxygen; monooxygenase activity. The record is from RefSeq and is a predicted model, not a curated record. The transcript is spliced from 11 exons.